This is a messenger RNA of Chlamydomonas reinhardtii, 5024 nucleotides long. RefSeq lists its product as uncharacterized. Gene Ontology annotation, molecular function: protein binding; protein-membrane adaptor activity. NCBI's taxonomy places the organism in Eukaryota, Viridiplantae, Chlorophyta, Chlorophyceae, Chlamydomonadales, Chlamydomonadaceae. Gene Ontology annotation, biological process: nucleus-vacuole junction assembly. The record is from RefSeq and is a predicted model, not a curated record. The coding region runs from base 353 to 2446 and encodes 697 amino acids. The transcript has 5 exons.
CAAAAAGCCGGCAAAGUACGGAGUCUCUCGCCGUUGGGGCGUGCCAGCUCGGACCAGGACUUCACAAAGUGCCAUGCGGACUUUCCCAGCGCCGGCGCAUAUUCAACACUCUUGUACUUUUCAUUGACACUACACAAUUCCGCACGCGCGUUGAUCUGCUACAAUCAUCUUCCGCAUACACAAACAAGGGCCACCAACAUUCUCUGCCGGCGAACGUCUUUGCGCCAAGGGCAGCCACAGGCCAACCCGUCACGGCAUAGCCUUCUGGGCUGCCUAGGUUCGAUGAGCUCUUGGCCGAUUCACCGAUUCUUCACCACUUGCGGACUUUAGCCCGAAUUCCAUUUCAAAAACGAUGGAGCAGCUUCUAGGGCGUGGCCCCACCCCAACGCUGCGGCGGGAAGGGUCCGCCAGUAUUGUCUUCUCACUCCCGACGAGAGAGCGCUCAACGUGCUCGGCUACCGACCAGGGCACUGACACUUCCUCCACAUCCUGUGAUGAUAUCGAGACUGAGCAGCAGACGAACGCCCGGCGCAUUACGCUGUGCAAGGCUGUGCUGAUGGAGGCAACGACAAACUACGCGACCACACCGGUCGUGGAGACGCAACUGCUUAAGUCAGCGGCUUGCAGGAACAGUGGGGCGCUGCUUCCGCUGCUGAGCAUGCUGGCCGCGGAGCAGGAGCCCUCCCGCUCGGUGCGCGCGUUGGAGACUCUGAGCUUCCUGCUGCUGGAUCGCAUGAACCGCCGCGCCUGCCUGGAGCUGCGCGCGCUGGACAUUCUGCUGGAUAUCCUGCGCCGCGCCACCGACCAGCAGGUGCUGCUGAGCGCGCUGGAGGCUCUGUGCAGCUUAUGCAAGCACGAUGCCCGGGACAAGAUGGCGCUGUGGCAGCAUUCUAACAAAGGCGCGCUGCUCACGAUGCUCAGCAACCGCCACAACAGUGCCGUGAUUGUUGAGACACUGCGCACCUGCCGCAUGCUCUGCUUUGCGCCCGGGACCGGGUGCGGCGGCGGCUGCGGGGCAGCCACUGGCGCUGCGGGCGAGGACGCCACCAACAACGCGACCGGCUCCGGCGCGUGUUGCGGCGGGUCCGCUGCCAGCGGCGACGAGCAGCACUCGGGCGAGCAGCGGCACGGCCACCACGGCCACCACCACCACCACAGCCACCACCACAGUCUGGGCCAGCAACUGCUGGAGCCGGCGCUGCUGACGGUGGCGGCGGAGCUGCUGCACCCCAACGCCGACGUGUGCGUGCUGCACAAGUCGCUCAAGCUGCUGCGGGACGCUUCCGCCAUCCUGGCCUGCGCCUCGGGCGCGCGCUGCCCUCAGGGCUGCUGGCACAACGCGGUGUUUCGCAUCGUGCCGCUGCUGACGCACUGCAGCGACGUGGAGGUGGUGGAGGCCGCGUUGACGGUCCUGGUGAACCUGUCGGAGCACAGCUUCAGCCACAACAUGCUGUUCGCGUCCGGCUGCAUCCCGCCGCUGCUGCACCUGCUCAGCCACAAGCGCUGCGCGGUCAGCCAGCAGGCCUCGUGCGUGCUGAGCGCGCUGGCGGAGGGCGGCCUGUCGCGCGACAAGCUGUGCCAGGACACGGCGCUGCUGGCGCUGCUGCGGGUGCUCAACGCUAACCACUGCGUCACCGUGACGCUGGGCGUGCUGUACAUGCUGGAGCGCCUGGCCUCGUACCGCGCCAGUGUGGUGCGCAGCCUCAAGGGCUGGGGCGCCGUGCAGCUGCUGCAGCGGCUGAUGGGAACAACGCAGGACGUGGAUGCGGCGGAGGGCUGCCGGCAGCUGCUCAAGUCGCUGGGCGUGGUGGUGCAGCCGCAUCAGCUGGCGGCGGCGGGGCUGCUGGGCGCGGCCGGCAGGCUGCAGGGUGCCGUGUCUGGCGGUGUUGCGGACGGCUUCGGCCUGUCGCCUGCGAGCUCGGGGCCGGUGCCGAUGCCGAUGCCGGUGUCGACGGCGCUGCACCUUGCGCACAGCAGCAUCAACGUGUUUGGCGACGCCUCCGGAACGGCGCGGCCGCCGGUAGGCGUGCCGGGCACCCUGUGCCGCACCAUCUCCGCGGCCGCAGCGGUCGUCUCGUCCGCGGCGGCUGCGGCGGCGGCGCUUGCGGAGAUUGAGGAGGAGGAGGCGUCGGCCAGCGGCGCCUUCGCCACGCUGCAGCACACCUCCACGCCCAUGCCCAUGCCUGUGGCCGAGGACACCACAGCAGCUGCUGGCGCCACCGGCGCCGGCACGCCUGCGACCGCAGCAGCUGGCCGCGGUCUGGGGCCCACGGUGAUCAGCACCACCGCCGGCGGCCACCCGCGCAUCAGCCGCGCGAACUUUCACAGCAGCUUCCGCUUCUACGGCGCCCCGGGUGCGGGUAUGGGUGUGGCCAUAUGCGCCCCUUCGCACGGCCCAAUCGCAGCCGCUGCCGCCGCGGUUGCGCCAUCUGCUGCGGCGUAUUAAGCGGCGGCCUGUGAAAGCGGCGUGCGCUGCAGAGGCCGGGGCAGCUUAACACAGGGGGCGUGUGCGUGUGAUCUAUUAUAUUAGGACUGCAGCAACUAAUGGACCCAGCACCAGCAGGGCACAGUGGCGAUGGCAACGGCAGCAGCAGUUGCAACAGAGCUCCAGGUUGCGUACGAAGAAAGAUUAACUCUUGCUCACUUAUACUCGGACGCGGACGGUGUCCGCGGCAACAUCAGGCACGCUGUACGGAAACCCUCGCGGCGGCCACCUAUUUGUUGUGCCGCCGCGCGCGUUUUCCUCGUGCCCACAUUGUUUGCUGCGGCGGUCUCGCGCGUUCGACACAUGGAACUGGCAGCCACGCCUGGUGGUGGCGGCUCCUUAUCCCUGGCCUCCAGCGCUGCGUGCAUGGCGCUCAUCCCAGCGUGCGCCGGGCUUUUGGCCAGGGGUGCCUGUUUUGGGCGCCAGGCGGCAAAGCGGUGCUCAGAGCGCGGCACCCAGAGGCCCACCACCUCCAGCCACCAGUCACAAUGGAGGGAGGGAUGGGGUGUUAGGUCUGGGGGCACAGGGCCGGCCUUCGAAGCAGGGGGCUGGGCAGCAUCAUGACGCACAAUCGUUGUGUAUGUAUGUGUGUGCUGCGGCGCGGGCGCGGGAACUACCAAGAGCAGUCGUACAGAUUCGGGCUACGAUGAACAACAGUACUGCUUCGAAGGAAUACCUGGUGUAUCGCGUUUUGCGGGAGGGCUUUUCUCUCGCGCGACUUGUUCGACACGGGGAUCGUCGGGAACGGACAAUCGUCGGAUGGGUGCAAUGCGGAAGAGGGUGAGGGCGAUGUGGUGGCCAGCAGGGGCUUGGCUGCGCGGUCCCCGGCAGCCGACACUGCUGCCUCUUCCGUAGUUUUAGCCCCAUACCUAACAAGACAUCAGUGGCAGUGGUGACAGACUUAAUGGCGGCAGCCGUUGAGGGCGGCUCUUGCAGCCCUCAACGCGCGGCUGUUUACGGAUCGGGACGCGUUGCACACACGGAGCCUUGGGUGUGGUGGCAACAAUUGCUUUGCUGCAUUGCGCACAGGGAGCCGGAAGGGUGGCUGUGUGCGGCGGUGUAGGUACGAGCGGGUAGCCAGGCGAGCCUACAGGCAUGCAUUUGAAGUCCUGGUGUCUUCUUUAAGUGGGUAUGGGCGUGUGUUCUGAGUACACCAUCGUGUGUUUACUACCGUGUUGUUGAUGUGUGAUUGUUCUACCUUGUUCGCGAGUGCAUCGGGAGAGUCGGUGAACACGGUGCGCACCACGCGCGCACACAAUAGACAUGCCGUGAGCGUAUUUUGCAUGCGCCCAACAAAGCGUUCCCAGGCAAUUUGGACUUGCGCGUGGCAUGCAAUGACUGUCCGGAGUUUGGUGGGACGCUGAGGUAUCAGUCAUGUGGUGCGGGAGAAGGGCGAAGGAUUUGGCUUUUGUCUCGGUCACAGCAGUUUUGGGCUCGCGCAGAACAAUUGUCGGCAUGGAACGGGGCGCAGUGCAAUACCCGGCUGCGACAUGGGAGCAGUGUGACGAGUGUGGGCGAAUGGGCCGGGUGGGGAUGGGAGCGCCGGGCGGCGGCGGUGCCACGUGCGGCCUGAGGCUUGCCGGUGCGGAAGGGAGUGGGCGGAAGAGAGAGGGCGAACACCGCCUAUUAUUUUGAGGGAUCUCGCAGCUGGAUAGGCGCGAGGGUAUGUGCGAGGACGUCAGGCGGUGCGGCGCUCCUGGCGAAGGCGCGGGCGCCUUGGCUGGUGGCGAGAGGCACACACGACAAGUGGGAGCGGGUUUGUUUACGCUGUACAUGGCGCGUCGAGUUACGACGACGAGGGGAAUAGGAGGUGCCCCCGGCGCCGGCGCGAGCUAUGGCGCGCCUGGCGGAAUGAGACUUGGAGAGACUUGGUACCGCAGGGCAUGCAGUAGCAGUUCACGACUUCUUUUGAGUGUGUGUUUGAAAUUGAUCGUGGGCCGCAGCGCAGAAGGGGCAGCGGCACUAAAUGGGUUCUGAGGCGCACGCAACGAGACACGCGCGAGGGGGGUAGGGCAUCCACCGCAAGCGGGAGUGGGGGCCGUCCGCGUGUGGAGUAGGUGGUGCGCAGAGAUAUUGCUUUCAAUUCAACGCAGUCGGAACUCCAGCGCCUUGGGUGCGUCCGGGGAGUCUGGCACUGUACACAAAGUCAAGUCAUAUCUUUUCUAGCAUUGUGAGCGGUGUGGGAGGAGGGGCGUGAAUUUGUUGUUCGCUAGUGACAUGGAGUGACUAUUGCGUGAGUACCGUAGCUCAUAUAUAUAUUUCGCCAUUGUUAGUUUGGAGUUCAUGCAGACGAGGGUGCCGCGGAAAUUACCUAGCUGAGACGGGACACGACAUUCGCGCGCUGGCACGGCGCGUGGAGGAGGUGCGACGUUGCAUGAGGCGGUGAUGUGUGGUGGACACAUCGCCAUGGGCGCGGUGCUUGUGUUGCAACCACUGAUGUGUGCCAACUUCCCCACUGAUGCCAAAUCCUCAUCCUGACCCAACACCAGUCGUCACGCAGCCUUGGCUGGCCAGUGCUUCAUUGUAAGCAUGCGAAUGG